UUUUGCAACAAUUCACAAAUUACAAAUCCAAACCAAACAUUGCACAAGAAGAAGUAAAGAAGUCUAGAUCAUGGCGUUAAGUUUUUUAUCAGAGGGUGAGGCGCCCAGAGAUUUUCGUGUAUCAUCCACUGAGAGUGAUGGACAUUACACCAAGUGCCUUCUGUGUUAUACCGUGAAAAGAAAUUUUUACUGUGCUGAUUGCAUUAACACGGGAAACUUCGUUCACUCGUCGAUGCCUCAUGCAGACAGAUUUUCAGAAAAAUAUGGUAAAUUUCUAAGACUGAAAGCGAACAGGAAACAUGUGCUAGACAGAUGCGAGAAGUUACUAGCGAAUAAAAUACACAAGGACACUUUAAUAACAGAAGCGAAGUUAGCCAAAGACAAGAUAAACCUGUUGAAAUUAGCCAUAGAGCAGAGGAAAAACAAAAUUGAAGAAAAGAGGAAAGUGCUAACUGAAUUGAGGCAAACUAACAACGAAUUAAGUUUGAAGUUACCGAGGUAUCAGAAAAGAGUGGCAAGCUUGGAGAGUCAUGCGCAAACUCAACAAAUACAACUGCACGAUAAAGUAAAUCUGUACAGUGAACAGGCCGAGUCGUUGGCUGCCCUGCGACGCUCACGAAUACGGCAGCUCAACAAAUAUAUUUUUCCUGUAUAUGUCAGCUAUGAUAUGAGUGAUAGCAUAGAGGACAUGGAAUUUGUAGGCGAAGAUGCUGAAGAGAUGGAGCCGAAGAGGUCACAGCUACACAUAGUGGCACCAUGGAUCAAUACAGAUGGCGAUCAUGCAACCAUACAGUCUUGGGUGUCGCAAAACAAGGAGGCGGCUGGCGAGGCUGGGCCGGCGGCGCAGGCCGGGCGGCGCGCGGCGGCGGCGCUGGCGCUGGCCGCGCAGCUCGCCGUGCUGCUCGCCUGGACGCUCGACGCACGCCUGCCGCAGCCCAUCGUGCUCACCGAGUACUGCACGUGGCGCGGCGCGGGUGGCGCGGGUAGUGCAGGCGCGGGUGGUGCAGGCGCGGCACUGCGCACGCGGCGGCUGCGCGGCGCGUGCGCGGCGCUGGGCACGCGCGCCGCGCUGGCGCCGGCGGCGCCGCGCCGCGAGCUGGCCGCGCUGCACGCGCUCGCCGUCGCCGCCGCCGCCGACCACCCGCACCUCGGCAGAGUGGAGACAUGGGCUAGCGCGGAGGUGGCAGCGGCGGGCGAGGCGUGGGCGGCGGCGUGGGCCACGCCCGACGACGGCGAAGACUGCGACCCGCCCGAGCACCUGCACUGGCCCGAGCCCGCCGAGAUGGAGGAGCUGAGCAGCACGCCGCCGGUGCCGGCGCCGUCGCUGGUGACGUCGGCGGCCGCCUCGCUCGCGUCCAUGUGGCGCGGCUGGACCAAGUGACCGCCGCCGCCGCUACCGUCACCACCCGAUCUCCUCCUUCUCACCAUCCGACACUCGACCGUAUCGUUCCGCAGAGAAGUUACUCGAAAGUACAUAUUUAGUUGUCAACUCGCAGCUUAUGCUAUAAUAUUUUGACUCGUAUACGUCAGGGGCAGAGUUCUAAUGCUCGGUUGGUUAUUUGGAAACAAUAGGACUUCACGAGCCGGUGGUCUACUCUCUAGAUAAAUGGUAAACGAAAAUCAUAAUUAUUUGUAACAAAUAUUGUCAUAUUUGUUACAAAUAUUGUCAUAUUUGUUACAAAUAUUGUCAUAUUUAUUACAAAUAUAGUCAUAUUUGUUACAAAUAUUGUAUAUAUGUGACGUAAUAAAUUGACAAUCUAUGGAUACGUAUAUCGAUAUUUUUUUUUUUUAUAUUGAUAUAGAUAAUGAAAUAAUACAGACAGAAAUUAACAAAUAAGAUGUACCUUUAAAAGUACUACCAGUCUUCAGCAUCAUACAAUUAUUUUUUUUAAUGUAUCCGUCGAUAGAUACAUUGUCGCUCAUACAUUUAAUAGAACGAGACAGCAACAUAACGACAUAUUCUUACUCAUUCUUCUGCGUGCACCAACGGAAACAUCAAUUCGUUUGCCACUUUUCAAAGAGAAUAAACUUUUUCUCUGUGUAUCCCUUUCGUCUACUUUCUCUUAGUGCAAGUUUCAAUUUUUCAACGCACAAUUAUAGUUUAAUUGCUCACUCUCGAUACCAAACAGUUGCAGCUAAGACUGUUAAAUUUGACUAUUAUUUUAUCCGUAACAAACUGUUACUGUAAGAUAAUUAGAAAAGUAUAAAUUUUGAUGUCAAUCGAAAUAAUGUUGUUUUAUCUUGUACAAUGAUUUUUAGCUAUUGAUAUUUUAUUAUAAUUAAAUAUAAUGACGUGAAAUAUUAUGUAUCGAAAUAAGCAAAUAUUUUUAUUUAUUAACUAUGUCUUGUAAACGAAUAUUCAAUAUUAGACUUGUUGUCUAUAUACUUUGAACGUAACAUUUUAAAUUUUUUUUUUUAUUUCGUUUUAACUCAUUUUACAUUUUUAUAUAAGGAAAGAAUGAAUGAAAACUCUUUGUUCCUCUCAAAGAAUUAUACAGAUUAUGUAAAUUAAUAUGUACAUGAAAAAAAAUAUUAAUUACAAGAAGAGGCAACAAUAGGCGGCCUUAUCGCUAAAUAGCGAAAUUGACAGUAGUAAAAUAAUGUUGCCAGCAAAAUUCUACUAAAUUAGUAGAUUCUUAAGAUUUUAAACUUGUUGACCAUAUGAUUUUAAAAUAUGAACUUACCCUAUUCUAAAUGUUGUCCUACAUUAUAGAAGCUGAUUUGUUUAGUUUUCUAGACUAUGGCAGUCUAUCUGCUCGGCGUUUUUAGUGCCUUAGAUGGCACUUUGAACUUCAUAAAAAUGUGUUAUGUAUAAGUAAUAAUAUAUUAAGUUCGUACCUAAUUUUCUACGCAUUCGUACCGUUCAUACGGACGCGUAAACCAUAAAAAACUUAACAGUACACUCAGGAUCGGGCAAUACCGGGCAAUUGCCCGAAGCAGUGAAAUUUAUACUGAAGGUGAAGAUGACUAGAAAAAAGUCUGAGAAAUCCGCCUAUCUAUAUUGUAAGGAAUUCUUUUCCCCCUGUCAAUGUAGCACAAUAUUUAUAAGGUAUCAUUGUCAAGGGCAAAUAUCGUUUGCCCGGACCAGCAAAAUAACGAGAUCCGGCCCUGAGUAUACUCUACCUACUUAUUACUAUGUACCCAGGGCCGUAGCUAGACCCAAGUUUAAGGUAGGGCAAAAGCCAUAUAUGACUUCGGAAAAGCGGAUCUGCUUAAUUUUCUUGGGGCCUUUUAUUUUAAGGUAGGAUAAGAUAAACUCCUCUACUAAUAAUGAUAAUAGAAAUUCCAAUCGUUAUGUCGGUGAACAGUCUUAUCCCAACCAGACUGGAACAACAUCUCAGACGGUUGGGAUUCCGAGGCGGCUCACUCCCGGGAAAGAUGCAGAAAGCGGUGCUCUUAGAUUAUGUCCGCAUUGUACGCCGGUUUCUCUCGCUGGGGCCCUGAACCGCGGCCGACUGUGCUUCUGCCGGGGGUUAGUUUGCCAUCUCCUCUCCUUAAGAGGGGAGAUGUGAAUUUUGUAAAAAAAUUAAAAUAAUAAUAAUAUCCCCCCCCCCCCCCCCCCCACUUACCUAGCUACGGCCAUGUCUUUACCUAUUUAGAAUUAGUGAGAUUAUUCAUAGUGCAAAACAUUACUGUCACGUCCAAUUUAAAUUCGGCUAUUAAUUGUAUUAAUGUAUUAAAACCUAAUACGGGUUGUACAGACAUCGUUUUGUGUCUUAAUUUUGUGUUUAUAUAAUUUUGUGAUUUACUUUUAAUACACGUACUUUUUAUACA
Galleria mellonella (greater wax moth) is the source of this 3774-nucleotide messenger RNA. RefSeq names its product beclin 1-associated autophagy-related key regulator (gene Atg14). Gene Ontology annotation, biological process: autophagosome assembly; mitophagy; cellular response to starvation. Bases 71 to 1381 code for a protein of 436 amino acids. NCBI's taxonomy places the organism in Eukaryota, Metazoa, Arthropoda, Insecta, Lepidoptera, Pyralidae. The record is from RefSeq and is a predicted model, not a curated record. The transcript is spliced from 7 exons. Gene Ontology annotation, cellular component: mitochondria-associated endoplasmic reticulum membrane contact site; autophagosome; extrinsic component of omegasome membrane.